AUGGUGAAGCGGUGGAAGGAAGAGAUCGACACCCUUCUCGUCUACGCGGGUCUAUUCUCGGCCAUCCUCACCGCGUUCAAUGUCCAAUCGUACAUCCUCCUCCAACCCAGCUCCCCGGAUCCCACUCUUGCCGUAUUGCAGCAGAUCUCCCUCCAGCUCAACAGCUUCUCCGUCAACCCUCCUGGCGCACUCGUCAACUCUACCCAUCCUGUCACCCCCUUUGCCCCCAUCCCGACGGCCCCGGUUGAGGCGUGGGCUGUGUGGCUGAACAGCCUGUGGUUCUCCGCGCUCAUCUGCAGUCUCGCGUCCGCUUCGAUCGGCAUCUUGGUGAAGCAAUGGCUGCACGAGUACGAGGCCGGGAUCUCGGGGACCUCGGUGGAGAUCGCGCGGCUGCGGCAAUACCGACUCAAUCACUUGGAGAAAUGGCGCGUUGCGGAGAUUAUUGCAAUUCUUCCGGUCCUGCUCCAGGUCUCCCUCGCACUCUUCCUGGCUGGUAUACUCGUCCUUCUCUGGCACCUACACCCCACGGUCGCUUCCGUCGCCAGUACGCUCAUCAGCCUGCUGUUGUCGUUUGUGGUGGUCACGACUGUCAUGCCCGUGUUCUGGCGGGACUGCUGCUACCUCUCGCCUCCAACGUAC
Molecule: messenger RNA, 639 nt
Organism: Dichomitus squalens LYAD-421 SS1
Lineage: Eukaryota; Fungi; Basidiomycota; Agaricomycetes; Polyporales; Polyporaceae
Exons: 2
Source: RefSeq, a predicted model, not a curated record